Messenger RNA from Postia placenta MAD-698-R-SB12, 918 nucleotides. RefSeq lists its product as hypothetical. The coding region runs from base 1 to 918 and encodes 305 amino acids. NCBI's taxonomy places the organism in Eukaryota, Fungi, Basidiomycota, Agaricomycetes, Polyporales, Adustoporiaceae. The transcript is spliced from 3 exons. The record is from RefSeq and is a predicted model, not a curated record. Gene Ontology annotation, biological process: regulation of DNA-templated transcription. Gene Ontology annotation, molecular function: DNA-binding transcription factor activity.
AUGCUAUCGCAAAAGAAUUCAGAGAAGGACUUUGCCGCCCUCGAUGCGGUACCUGUUUCUGCGGCGUCUGAGAAUGGCGCCGCGGUACAGGCCUUGAUGGAGGUUCUCCAAGCCUCUCCGGAGUUCCAGAUAGCUGAGGACUUCAGCGAGUACCUCACUUCUCCAAUGGAGGACUCGCCGUGGGGUGAUUUCCUGCAAACCCCAGCACUUGGUUCCACCGACAUCGCCUCCGACUUCUUGACCAGCCCUGCCAUUGUUGACGCAGACAACUUCGAUGACUUCGGCAACACCCCUUCACUUUUUGGCGGCUCGCUGGGGCUGACAGGUGGUGCAGCUCACGAUCAUUACAAGGCAUCAGCCAAAUUGUCGUCGGCGCAUGCUGUGCCUGCCGCGUCCAUCGACUACGAUCAAAUGUACACGAUGCCCUCUCCGCAUACUCCUGCCCUCGAUCCUGCAUCUUUACACUCAUCUCCCCGUGCGGCGUCCACCAACCCUCCAUCGUCUCGUCGACGCAAUGCGCCUACCGGAACUCGCAAAAACGCCACCCCCGACACGCUGAUCCCCGUUGAUGCGCCUAUCCAGUCUCGCAAGUACGUUACACCGUCGGCAACGUCGCGCAAGGACGUACCGGCUGUGUUCGCCAAAAAGCGAGCGCGCUCACAAGCAUUCGGUGAUGAGGACGAAGUCGAUCUCGCAGACCUCCCGCAGUCGGACCUUGACGCGAUCGAGGCUAAGCGGCGUCAAAACACCCUCGCGGCGCGACGCAGUCGGAAGCGCAAGCUCGAGUACCAGCGCGAGCUGGAGGUGGCCCUCGAGCAGGAGCGGGCCGACAAGGAGAUGUGGGUAGCGCGCGCAGCGAUGUACGAAGCGUUGCUGCGCCAGCAUGGUCUUCAAGUACCUCCCUUGUGCAACACGUAA